This is a messenger RNA of Syngnathus acus (greater pipefish), 4623 nucleotides long. It is a transcript of the gene mapkbp1, whose product is annotated as mitogen-activated protein kinase binding protein 1. The transcript has 28 exons. The record is from RefSeq and is a predicted model, not a curated record. Lineage: Eukaryota; Metazoa; Chordata; Actinopteri; Syngnathiformes; Syngnathidae. Gene Ontology annotation, molecular function: protein binding. Bases 224 to 4351 code for a protein of 1375 amino acids.
CGGAAACACUUGUGCCGCGCGGUAACUUGACGUGGCGCUGCGUCAGCUUUCGAGUCACCGCGGGACCUUUCUCUUCUUCUCUGCGAUGCGGAACCUCAGCCGGCGACCCGCACCGGUCCAGACUCACGAAGAAACCUGGGGGGAGGCUUCGGUUCUGCUCUGCUGAGCAAGGUCGGGCUCGCAGCCGCCAUGCCGCGUGGAGCUAGCCGCUAGCAGCGAAGCUAUGAGCGGCGACGGCGGAGGCGCCAUCAGCCGCCGGAUCAAGAAUCUGCUCAGAUCCCCGUCAAUCAAACUUCGGGGGCGGGGACGAGUCUCACGUCAUCAGUUGGGCGACAAGGUGACCUUGGAAAAGGUCCUGGGCAUCACGGCGCCUGGGAACCGAGCACUGUCAUGUGACCCGAAAAGUGGACUCUUGGCGUAUCCCGCUGGGUGCGUUGUGGUCCUGCUCCAUCCUCGCAAGAACAAACAACGGCACAUCUUCAACGUAUCGAGGAAGACCAUCACCACGUUGGCCUUCUCACCUGACGGCAAGCAUGUGGUCACCGGCGAGAGCGGCCACAUGCCGGCGGUGCGCGUAUGGGAGGUGUCGAACGGCGUGCAGGUGGCGUCCCUCCAGGAACACAAGUACGGUGUAGCCUGCGUGGCCUUCUCGCCCAACAUGAAGUACAUCGUCAGUGUGGGCUACCAACACGACAUGAUGGUGCACGUGUGGAACUGGAAAGUAAGGCGCUCUUCAUCCCGUGACUGCACGUUUGCAGGUACAGAAAGGCGUGGUGGUGGCAGCCAACAAGGUGUCGAGCAAGGUGACGGCCGUGUCCUUCUCGCAUGGCUCAUCCUACUUUGUGACGGCGGGCAAUCGACACGUCAAGUUCUGGUACCUGGACCACGGCAGGACCUCCAAGGUGAGCGCCGCCGUGCCGCUGCUGGGCCGUUCGGCGCUGCUGGGAGACCUAAAGAACAACUUCUUCUGCGACGUGGCAUGCGGCCAAGGCCAGCGGGCGUCCUCCACAUUCUGCAUCAGCACCUCGGGCCUCCUGCUGCAGCUGGACCAGCGCCGCAUGCUCCACAAAGGCUUGACUCCGCCUCUGCAUCUCAAGCCACGUGUUUGUGCGUGACGGACGAGCUGAUCUUUUGCGGCUGCUCGGACGGUGCAGUCCGCGCUUUCAGCCCUCACACACUGCACUUUCUCUGCACGCUGCCACGCCCUCACUUCCUGGGCGCCGACAUCGCCACCAUGACUGAUGCCAGUUCUCUGUUCUGCCUUCGUCCCGAUGCCCAAUACCCGGACACGGUAGCCCUGACCUACGACUCGAGCAGCGGUUGGCUGUCAUGCGUGUACAGUGAUCACAGCGUGUACGUGUGGGACGUGGGCGACCUCCGAGACCCGCGCCGGGUGGGCAAGCUCUACUCGGCACUCUACCACGCCUCCUGCGUGUGGAGCCUCGAGGUGUUUCCCGAAGAUGGUGAUACGGAAAACAUGGCGCUCCCACCAGGAUGCUUCCUGUCGUGCUCGUCGGAUAACACCAUACGUGUGUGGAACUUAGACACUCACCGCUUCCCCAACAACAUCCUCAGCCGUGAUCUUCACAAGGUCCUUUACGUGGAGGACAACCCAUCCAGCCUCCUGGACCCAGACAGCGUCUCGCUCGCCGCCAUCAGCGAGAAGGGGCAAAGCACUUCCGAUGUGCCGCCCGGCGACCAGAGCCGUGCGGGCAUUCGGUCGCUGAGGGUCAGCCCCGACGGGCGGCACCUGGCCUCAGGGGACCGCGUGGGCGUCCUCAGGGUGCAUGACGUGCGCACCAUGGAGGAGAUCGUCAAUGUUCAAGCUCAUGACGGCGAAAUCCUGUCCCUCGACUUCUCCCAAUGCGACACGGGUGUGCAGUUUCUGGCCACGGCCAGUCGGGAUCGCCUGAUUCAUGUGUUGGACGCGGCAUCCGACUACCGUCUGGUCCAGACUCUGGAUGAGCACUCGUCGUCCAUCACCGCCGUCCGCUUUGCAGCUAAUGAGGGCAAAGUGCGGCUGAUCAGCUGUGGCGCCGACAAGAGUGUCUACUUCCGCACGGGCCAGCAGACGGACGGCGACGUGGAGUUCACGCGAACCCAUCACGUGGUAAGAAAGAGCACACUGUACGACAUGGACGUGGAGCCCACCAGAAAGUAUGCCGCCAUUGGCUGCCAGGACCGCAGCAUCAGGAUCUUCAACAUCAACAACAGCAAGCAGAAGAAAAUCUACAAAGGAUCUCGGGGAGAAGAUGGAACGCUCAUCAAGGUGCAGAUUGACCCGUCAGGUCUCUACAUCGCCACUUCCUGUUCGGACAAGAGCAUCAACAUUUUUGACUUCUACUCUGGCGAAUGUGUGGCCACUAUGUUUGGACACUCGGAGGUGGUCACUGGCCUGAAGUUCAGCAGCGACUGCACACGCCUGAUCAGCGUGUCAGGUGACAGCUGUAUCUUCGUGUGGCGUCUCAGUCUCGGGCUGACCCUGCGCAUGCGUCAGCGUCUGGAUGACCUGAGGCUUCCCGGCCAAGGCCCCGCCUCCUCCCACCAGGCACCUCAGCAGCGGACGGGAAAGGCCGGGGAGGCGAGGCCUCCUGGCGUGGUCGCCAUGUCAUCGGACAGUGACAAGGAAGAGGAGGAGGAGGAAGCGACUGAGGUGACACGUGACGACGGCAAGACGGUUUUUCAGGCUCCGCCAGACGGCCGACUGCCUCGCCGCCGCUGGGCAAGGAAUUCGUGCCAUGCUGAUGCUAGUCAUGUUGCCAUGGUGACAUCCAUGUUGGACCUGAGACAGCUGGACUUGUACUGUUCCAAUGGCGGGUUGGCGGCACGCCCACUUGACUACAUCCCCUCUGAGGCGGGGCUUCACAGAGACAGUCAACAGCUGGGAAGUCGGCUGAGUCUCCAGGUGGAGCACACAGAGGCGCUGGCCAAUCCAAAGGCAGACUUCACCUUGGUGUCCGAUCUGAAUGUGGAGAGGGAGCAGCCGGUGCUCUUUCCUGACCAAUGGGAGGAUAGAGUGAGCCUGAGCGGCGACUUUGAGGUGAAGGGCGCCGAUCCUGCAAGCGCACAAGAGGAGAAACCCAGUCCGGACAGCGGUUGCUCGCUCAGAUUCUCUAGAACCUCCAGUCCUGACGUGGCAGUGGCCAAAAACAGUGAGCCUUCGGAGCAGACAGAUCGUCUUAGCGACGAAGCCGACUCACUGGACGAGGAUGAGGACGCCGGUCCGGUCCCGCAGACUCCGGACCAGGAGACUUUCCUCAAGAAACACUUUGCCACGCUGGCCGACAUCGCAGAGGGACCCAGCAGUACCGCGCACAGCUCCAAUGAGAGUCUCAGCAUGUCAUUCAGGUUGCUCAACCAGAACUCUCCUGCCAGCCGAACCAUCCCGAAGUCAGACGGUAUGGAGACCAAGUCCUACCCGGCGGUGCCUGAGGUUGGGACCCAGGACCCGAGCGUGACAUGGACUCCCAACCAACCGGGAGAUUGUCACCCACAAGAAGUGAAGCGGAACCUCGAGGCCACCACAGGAAGCAAGGAGUUGGACCUUGAGAAGACGGCGAGUGCUCCAGAUGGCAUGACCCUUCAGCGUCCCACCUCUCUCCCCUCAGCCCCCCGACGCACUUCGGCUGCGGCUCAUCCUCCUCAGAACCUCGCUUCCGCCAGCCCCAGGUCGUCUCUUCAGCAGGCGACGGGUGCCAUGACGCUUCCGAGAAAGUGCCCCGCUCCGUCAGUGUGCGCGCCGCGCUCUUACAUGAACCCCACCGCCAGCUCCGCCGCCAAAAUGUCCCGCUCGGCCUCGCUGGGUGACGCCCUCAACCAAGUGGGGCUGAUGGCGGGGGCGGCGUCCGGGGCUUGCCAAACACCCGCCAUGGCCGUUCCUUCCCUUUCUUCUUUACCAAGUUGCCAAGGUAACCAGGCUGUCCCGCUCCCCCGGCUCCUGCUGCCUGACAAACCUUCCAUCACGAGCAUCAGGACCACCCCCCCACCUGGGCCCCCACCCGGACCCCCAACUAUGCCAGGGGACGACGCAGACUUGCCUGCCAGCGUUGAGUCCUGCCAAGCGUUGACCGAUCAGAUGCUUAGCUGCUUCAAGCGAGCCACCCACCUCUACAGGAAGGUGAGCGGCACUUGUGCGGAAGACGAUGACCCUGAGCACAUUCAAAUGGCCAGUGUCCUGUCUGAAGCCCUCUGGUCCAUGAGGGCAGAGCUUCAGUCCCUGCUGUUGGCACCGAGCAGCAGCGCCCUCGCGGGGACGGCGGACCAGGAAAGGACAGUGGCUCUCCUGGAGGAGUACUCCAUGCUGCUUCUGCAAGCCGUUCACAGGAAGCUUGGACCCCUCACACCCCCCUAAAUUCCCCCCCCCAGGUCCCUACUCCAUCACCCCACCCCCUCCUUUCUCGUUGUUUUAAACGUUACUUCCUGUUUACGGGUGAGACUUCUUGUUGAUUGUUUAGAGACGACUGCACUUUGAACAAAACUUUGACUGUUAACAAUCACUCUCUGUUCUCUGUAACGGUUGAAACAAAAUGGAUGAUUGACAGCUGAUCUCAGAACACGGUACACAGGUCACAUGACUUAUUCAGAUAUUUAAAAUGUUCUUAAAUAAAUGUUUGCAACAAAGUC